Drosophila persimilis is the source of this 2619-nucleotide messenger RNA. RefSeq lists its product as uncharacterized. The record is from RefSeq and is a predicted model, not a curated record. Gene Ontology annotation, molecular function: protein binding. NCBI's taxonomy places the organism in Eukaryota, Metazoa, Arthropoda, Insecta, Diptera, Drosophilidae. The coding region runs from base 352 to 2085 and encodes 577 amino acids. The transcript is spliced from 8 exons.
GAGGCAAGCAGCCCCAAAGCAGUUGUGCCGCAUCGCUUCCGUUACGUACUCGUGUCGCGGACGAGAACCAGAGAACCGAGCGAAACACCCGGGAAACGUGUCGCGUGUGUGCCGUCCGUCGAGUAAGAGUUUCCCAAGGAGAAGCAAAACAGUGAACCCAAGUAUCCCAUACCCCUCCCACAUCCCGCCGCCCGCACAACUAUGCGUGCAACAACAAAUCACAAUUUAUGAAAAAGUGCUUUCAAAAGCAAAUAAACAAAAUCGAAAGCAAAUCCAAAAACAAAACAGGAAGUCUUUGGUUAAUAAACUACUACAUAUAUAGAAAGUGAAGUGAAGGAAAAGCUGGCCAGGAUGCCAGGACUCGUGCUGCUGCUGGUGCUGCUGCUCAGUGGCUCGCUUCUGGCGGAGAUCUCCCACAUGCCGCUGGCCAGCAAUCGAAUCAUCAUGGGCCCAUCCGGGCAGCUGUCAUCGCCGGUUCACCCGAUGCCCGGGCCGGUGCCAACGUCGGCGACGGCGCGAUGUCAGAAGCUGCAGAGAUACCGCAAACUGCUGAAGGACAUCGAUGAUGUGGAGGACCUGUAUGUGGAUGUGCCCGUGCAUAUCGCCCUGGAGGGGCGGCAGAAGAAGCGAUUUGUGCUGAACCUGAACGCCUCGACGCCGCUGACGAUUCUCUUUUCGGUGACCGUGGGCCGCAAGAUGUACUACAAUCAAACAGCGAAUGUACUGCGACCAGCAGCCGUUACACCUGGCCCUGGCAUUGCUGUGGGCAGUCUCGUGCUUCCCUGCGCCCUCGCCGGCCAGUACGAUCUCUUUGUCCAGGCGCGACAGGCCGGCGCCCUGAAAGUGGACGCCCUGGCAGAGCAUCCGCAGCAGUCGUGGCCGCUGCUCAACGAAACGCAUCGCAUCCACAUUCGCACCCACAAUCGGGUGCGAAAGCGUCAAAUGGUGGUCAAAUGGGACAGAAGCAAAUUCGAUUACCAUGCCAUGCAUUAUUGUCUGGUCAUCCAGCGCAUGGUGACAGCGUCGCUCCGCAAUCCGUUUGACAACUUCUGCCAGGCCGUUGGGGCCUAUGUGGAGCAAAAUCAUCCAAAAGCCUCUGGCUGCUCCACCGGCGGCAGUCCCCUGGAUCUGGUCUGGGGCUCGCCUCCAAAGCGCGAGCGUCGCCUGAACCCGCGCCACAAUCUCCACAUUGUGUGCACUGGGAAGAGACGCCAGCAAGUGCUCCGCCGACUGCUGCCCAAGAACAGCUACCAGCUGGAUCUCUACGGGGUCCAUCAGAGUCGCCAGAACCUCACGAUGCUGCUGAGCAGCAGCCAGGUGAGCUUCAACCGCACCCAGCCGAUGGCCCUGCGGCAGCAGUCGCUCACUCUGCUCAAGAUCGGCGGGCAGCACGGGAUGCAGGUAUACAGCUUCAAGGUGCCGCAGACGGAGCCGCCACCGGCGUAUAUGCGCCACUUGUUUCUUCCCUGCUCGGGCAGUGAGAUUCGAGUGAACCUGCUGCGCCAGCGGAAUGAGGUAGUCAGAUCGGAUGCCUUCUACCGGCCCACCUAUCUUCGGCAGGAUGGGGUCCAGCCCGGCGAACGCUAUCUGAUGCGCUUCGAGCCCAGCAACGAGGACGAGGCGGUGCGUGCCCAGAAAGUGUUGGUGGCUGUGAGCAGUGAGCAUCUCUUUAGAGAUCUCCCGGAGCUGCCGCUGAAUAUCAGCGUCUUCAAUGUGCGUACGAGAUGCAAUCGAGCGACCAUAGCCUGGAACGGUUCACCCGAUGAGCGGGAUCUCAGCUACUGCAUCAUUGUCUUCAAUCUGCCGCAGCGUAAUCGCAGCGUUGUGGAUUCCACCAACUACUGCAUGGACUUUGUGCCCAAGCAGGUGAUGCAGUACAAGAACUUCCAGUGGAUGACCUGUCGGGAGAGGCAGCAAAGCGCCGACAACAUCGAAACGGAGACCAUACUAAACCUAAUGCCCGGCUCCAGCUAUCUCGUCUAUGUGACGGCCAAUCUGAGCAUGGGCAAGCCACUUCCCUAUCAGACGCUCACCAUCCACAUGUCCAGCCAGUGCCUGGAUGGAUCCCACGAAUCCUAUUACUAACUGGGCCCCAACACUAAAAGCUUCGCUGCAUUUGCAACUACAAACACAAAUACGAAUACCACAAAUAAAGCAAGAAACUAUCCGUCGUUGUAAAGCUACCUAAUCUACUAUACCUACUAUAUGAUAACUAAACUAUCUAAAAAACUAUCUACUACCAAUACUACGCUGGUUAAAAGACUAUACUAUACACCUAUACAAAUAUACAUAUGUUCGUGGCAAAUGUUGUGUGAGUGAUUGUCUGUGUCUGUAACUGUAUCUGUCAGUAUGUCAGUAUCUGUGUGCGCGUGUCUGUGCGAGUAUGUGAUUUAUGUUUGCCAACAGAUUCCAAGUAUUUUCGAGUGCUUAGUUUUGUAAUUUCGAUCGUAGCUAGCUCUAUAAAUGUUUGUAUAAAAUGUUUCGUUUGCCUUCCUUUUGCCUGCCUGCGCGUAUAUGUAAUCGUUUUUUCGAUAUUUAGUUUAGCACUCUUACGAAUAGUUUACAUUUAGGUACUUUUUUCUAGGCUUUUGCUGUUAAGUUUAAUCCGUAAUCAAAGAA